CCUCCAGGGGGCGGCUGACGGGGACCCGGGAGGGGACGGCCGUGGGGCGCGGCCUCGCCUCCCUCGCACCCCGCCUCCCGGGCAGCGGUGCUGGCGAUGUGGAGACCAGAGGGGACCCGCCGGCCGCCCGGGCUCUCCAGGGCUCCGCCAGCGAUCGCGCGUCCCUCCGCGCCCGGGGCGGGCGGCGAGAGGAGCCGGAGCCCCAGCGUCACCAUGGGGCACAACGGGAGCUGGUUCUCCGCGAACGCCAGCGAGUCGCGCAACACGUCGGGCGCCGCGGCGGCGGGCUCGAACCGCGGCGCGCUCGGGGAGUUGGGCGGCGAGGCUCAGCUGUACCGCCAGUUCACCACCACCGUGCAGAUCGUCAUCUUCAUAGGCUCGCUCCUCGGAAACUUCAUGGUGUUAUGGUCAACUUGCCGCACAACUGUGUUCAAAUCUGUCACCAACAGGUUCAUUAAAAACCUGGCCUGCUCGGGGAUUUUUGCCAGCUUGGUCUGUGUGCCCUUCGACAUCGUCCUCAGCACCAGUCCUCACUGCUGCUGGUGGAUCUACACCAUGCUCUUCUGCAAAGUUGUCAAAUUUUUGCACAAAGUCUUCUGCUCUGUGACGAUCCUCAGCUUCCCUGCCAUUGCUUUGGACAGGUACUACUCAGUCCUCUAUCCACUGGAGAGAAAAAUAUCUGAUGCCAAGUCCCGGGAACUGGUGGUGUACAUCUGGGCCCAUGCAGUGGUGGCCAGUGUCCCUGUGUUUGCAGUGACCAAUGUGGCUGACAUCUAUGCCAUGUCCACGUGCACAGAAGUCUGGAGCAACUCCUUGGGCCACCUGGUGUACGUCCUGGUCUAUAACAUCACCACAGUCAUUGUGCCUGUGGCUGUGGCGUUUCUCUUCCUGAUCCUGAUCCGCCGGGCUCUGAGUGCCAGCCAGAAGAAGAAGGUCAUCAUUGCAGCGCUCCGGACACCUCAGAACACCAUCUCUAUUCCCUAUGCCUCCCAGCGGGAGGCUGAGCUGCAUGCCACCCUGCUUUCGAUGGUAAUGGUUUUUAUCCUGUGUAGUGUGCCCUAUGCCACCCUGGUCGUCUACCAGACUGUGCUCAAUGUCCCCAACACCUCCGUCUUCUUGCUGCUCACUGCCAUUUGGCUGCCCAAGGUCUCUCUGCUGGCAAACCCUGUGCUCUUUUUAACUGUGAACAAAUCUGUCCGCAAGUGCUUGGUAGGGACUCUGGUGCAGCUGCACCAUCGGUACAGUCGGCGUAAUGUGGUUAGCACAGGGAGUGCGAUCGCCGAUGCCAGCCUGGAACCUAGCAUGCGCUCAGGCAGCCAGCUUCUGGAGAUGUUCCACAUUGGCCAGCAGCAGAUCUUUAAGCCCACAGAGGAUGAGGAAGAGAAUGAAGCCAAGUAUCUUGGCUCUGCUGGCUUCCAGGCCAAGGAGGUAUUUACCACCUGCCUGGAGGGAGAGCAGGUGGCACCUCAGGUACCAGGUACAGUGGACUCUAUAUCCCAGGUAGCACCAGCAGGCCCUGUGGAGCCUGACACACUGCCUGACAAGUAUUCCUUGCAAUUUGGCUUUGGGCCUUUCGAGUUGCCCCCGCAGUGGUUGUCAGAGACCCGAAACAGCAAGAAGAGGCUGCUUCCACCCUUGGGCAAUACGCCAGAAGAACUGAUCCAGACAAAGGUGCCCAAGGGCAGGGUGGAGCGGAAGAUGAGCAGAAACAACAAAGUGAGCAUCUUCCCAAAGGUGGAUUCCUAGCAAGGACUGUAAAUUUCUAGAAGCAACAGGGAGCUUCUAUAUUCCUGCCUUCCUUCACUCUGGCCAUCUGAGAUGUGUGAUUUCAUUGCAACUCACUGUAGGGUGUUUCUUCCUACAUGGAACAAAUGCUUUUGAAUGAAAGAGAAGUUUAGGUAAAAUCAAAUAUCCUUAUUAUUGUGGGAGUGUCUAUAUUUAGCUCAGUGCUUGUGUGCUUAGUGAAGUCCACAUUCUUCUCUGAGGGAUGAAAGCUGGGCACUUUGGAGCAGGUCUCAGGAUAGGUGUUCCAUGUGCAUUUUCUGGGGAUUCAUAAUUUUCCUGGGGACAGCAGAAACACACAAAGAAAAGAGGUCCAUGAUUUUAAAGGGAGUAGAGAUCCUCUAAGGGUAUGGUGUCCAAGUGGGACCAGUCUGUGGCCUGUUGGGAGCUAAGAUGUACAGCAGUAGAUGGGCAAAGCUUCAUCGGUAUUUAUAGCUCCUCUCCACUGUGGGCAUCACCCCUGGGCUGUGCCUCCGGGAGUGUGAGCCUACUGUGAACUGCACAGCUCCGCCUUGGUUUUGCACUCCUCUAAAUCAUCCCAUACCCCACCUCUCCCACUCUUGUGUGUGGAAAAAUUAUCUUCCACAAAACAGGACCCUUGGGCCAAAAAAGAUGGGGUGGAGGCCACUGCUGUAAGGGAAGUCCAAGAUAAUUAUGGUGUGGAGUGGCCAAAAAAGAAGAUGCUUAGUCGAGUAACAAAUAUAAGAAACAGAAGAACCUUUUAUAUUUGGAAGAUAGGGUAAUGGGAUUGGACAGCAUUUCUCUGGAAGCCCCAACCGUGAUGACUUUUAUUUCCCUGCUACCUGGCAUUCUUUAUACUGGAAUAGGAGUAAGGAAUAACCAUUUCACUCUGUGUGGCCAGCAUGGUGAUGGAUAUGCCCAGGGCUAAGGGAGACUUGUCCUUGACUAUCCUGACAUUCUCUGGGCCUCCCCAAAGCCCUAGAAAGAGCAUCUGAACCUCCAGUCAUGCUCAGUGUCAGAUGGGAAACACUGUGACACUUCACUGUGAUCCGUUCCUUGAACUAUGUUUUCUAAACAAACAAAAAGUUUAGAGGUGUGGAAGAAAGUGCGAGAAAUGCUCAUGGCACUGUGGUCUUCUCCACCUGAUCUCACAUGAAAGAUGCUAUGUAACAAUCUGUAUGAGUAAAAUAUAUUGGAAAAACCACCUUACAUAAGUUUUUGGAAUUAUAAGGUGGUUAGAAAUGCAAAGUUAGCAAGAGCUGAGUCUGUUGGACUAGAUUGCUAAGUUACCUGAUUAGGAAAGGUGAUUCUAUCCAAAAGACUGGCAAGAGUCAGAAUGGCCAGGUGCCCUGUCUCAUGUUUAGCGUGGUCCAACUUGGGUUCUCAUAGACUAAGAUGGACAGAGCAAGAAGAUGGAAUCACUGUAAACUGUCCAGGCAACACUCAGCCCAGAGAGUUCUUCAUUUCCUUCUUCCAGAGUAUAUAGAGGAGAGAGGGCAGUGUCCUCAGCUCCCUGGUCCCGGGGUUGGCUCCCACAUGUGGCUUGAGUCUGCUCUGGAAUUGGUCUCAUCAGGCUGAAUUUCAUUCUUACUGAGGGCAAAGCAAGUGCCAGCCUGUUUUUUUUUUUUUUUUUUAGGGUAGUGAUGGCGAACCUUGUAGAGCUUUCAGUGAUAGCAAACAGCUGUGGCACACAUGCUAUAGGUUUGCAGCCAUUGCUCUAGGGUGUUUUGUUCUUUUUAAUGGUACCUCUGGGGAGUCCAUCGGUCCCUUGAGCAAGCUUGAAAGGAAGUAGAUGUCCUCAUAGGCAGAUUACCACAUGCCAAAGGCAGUGAUCCUAACACAUUUCCUCCUUUAGCUGUGCUGGCCCCUUGUCCCUUGCAGGAAGCUCAGCCCGUAAGUGGGGAGUUCCCUUUUCCUUCUCUUGAGUAUGGUGUCUUGAGACUCCUGGUUAUGAGCCCAAAGACCCUACCCCCCAAGUGGGAGUACCUUCCUCUCUGUGUUUGUCGCCUUGCAGUGUAGUUUGCUCACAGCAGAAACAGGGGACCAGCACCUCUCUUGAGGCUCAGCUGCCUCCUAGACCCUGUGUGCAUGCCAUCUGUCACUUCUGGCCCUAGGAGUUCAUGCUGUGGCCCUUCAAGCCUAUCUUUCAAAGCUUUCAUAAUUGUUGCAACUUUAUCAAGGAGAAAAACAGCCAGAAAAUUUUAUCCAGCCUGUCAAAUGUAGCCAUUUUGGUGUUGUCCUGACAAUGUAUGUAUAUAUGUAUGUAUGUGUAACUAAAUAAAUUCUGAUGAAGCCAAA
Molecule: messenger RNA, 4041 nt
Organism: Chinchilla lanigera (long-tailed chinchilla)
Lineage: Eukaryota; Metazoa; Chordata; Mammalia; Rodentia; Chinchillidae
Gene: Gpr176
Product: G protein-coupled receptor 176
Exons: 3
Coding region: 97-1746 (549 amino acids)
Biological process (GO): G protein-coupled receptor signaling pathway
Cellular component (GO): plasma membrane
Molecular function (GO): G protein-coupled receptor activity
Source: RefSeq, a predicted model, not a curated record